AUGCACCGUCUACGCGUUUUCAUCACUAUCUGGUCCCUAUUGUUGGCUUCUGUGGCAUGUCAAGAGGCCCCAAUUUGGGUUCAGGGUGCCCUUGAAGAUGCUACUGCGACUGAUGACGCGUUCAACACAGGCGGGACAAUAGUUGUCAAUGGAUUUACAGUCAAUGUUCCAAAGAACCUACUAGUCCAAUUUCCAGCUGCCUGGGUCCCGUGGAAGGAAUUUGUGGCCAAUAAGGCGGACUUCACCGGAUAUGAGACCUUGGUUAUCGGAAACAGUAUCAAUGGAGAGCCCCGCGUUGCUCAAAUCCAGAUGUACGAGUUCUUUGAGGGAUUGAGCAGUGGCUUUAUUGAGUCUUUAGACUUUGCGGAUGGAAGCCUCAAGAUCCAGAACGGCCCCACUAGCCCUAGUAUCACCUCUUUCUCAGGCUUUCCAAUGUGCAUUCCGCGCAAUGAGUCUGAUCCUUUUUGCCCUCUAAGCAACCGACCUUUUGUCGGGCCGGGCACCUUUACUGCACCUGACCCAGUUGUCAUGGCUCCGUUCCAGGCCGGCGAUUUCAUCACCUUUUCCGGAUUCCGUCGAGGUGCUGAGGUUAUUGCAUUCAGUAUCGUGGCGCAGAACGUACAGAUCAACACGCUUGGCGACGUUGUCUACGUGAGAAUGGAACUAGGUCUGCUGGGCAUCGACAACCCCAAUCCUAACGCUGAAAUUGCAGAGUCUCGAUUCAUCGGCUUCGUCUCCAAUAACCGUGCCACAGUUUCUUUGUACGCGAUGGACGUUGAUCCCUGCACAGGCGCAACUACCAACCGCAUCAUUGCGUCCAUGGGACUUCGCGGUGGCCGCAAUGCCCAGAACAAAUUCGAAUAUCGCAACAACAUCCUAUUCAGGUACACUCGAGAGUAUCGUGUCACCGCAGAGAUCGACGGGGUAGCCAAGACCCGCGUGACCAAGAACGGAAUCACUGCCGGAACAUACGUGCAGCCCGUUAACGUUUGGGUUCCCGGAGAACAGGAUGUGCCUGGCGUUCCGCCAGUGUCGUAUGACUUCUCUCAGAUGGAGUUCCUGACGAAGGGAGUUGGCGCUGACGAUGAUGGCAACGUUUGGGGUCCCCUCGAGCCCUUUCCCCAAACCGGGGUGCUCAUCGAGCCUCCCGUCUGCGCCGCAGCUCGGGGCUUGGAGUUGGAGAAGCGAGGUCAGAUUAGCCGAUGGUAUGGCCGCGCUCGCGCAGAUGCAAUCUCUCAGGCUGAGAAUGUUGAUACUACUGAGGCCUUCGUCAACAUCGCUCCUGAGGAGGCCGCAGCGAUUGCGAAGAAGAAGGCCGAGGAGGAGGCUAUCAACGGGUCACCUUGA
Colletotrichum godetiae is the source of this 1347-nucleotide messenger RNA. RefSeq lists its product as uncharacterized. The transcript has 5 exons. The record is from RefSeq and is a predicted model, not a curated record. Lineage: Eukaryota; Fungi; Ascomycota; Sordariomycetes; Glomerellales; Glomerellaceae. The coding region runs from base 1 to 1347 and encodes 448 amino acids.